AUGGACAAGAAUUUCGAGGAUUACUAUGGCAUUUUGAGGAUAGAUCAAAACGCAUCGAAUGCUGUCAUUCGAAAAGCUUAUCUUGAUCUUGUAAUGAAGCAUCAUCCGGACAAGAAUCUGGGUCAAACUGCAAAACAACUGGAAUUCUGUAAGAGAAUUAUUAAAGCAUAUCAAGUGUUAUCGGAUCCCAUGCAGCGUAAGGAGUACGAUCGAAAUUACCAAGACAGAAAGAAGCGACAACAGACGAACGCUAGUCAGCAAGGAAGAGGCAACAAGGAGUCGCAUGGAAGCAAUAGCCAAAAAAAUGGUCAUUUUUUCAGGAGAGAAGUCAUCAACAAAAUACUGGUCAACAAAGAAGACCCAAUAGCGAACAGAAAGAAAAGCCUAAGCCACAUUAUAAUCAUAAUGCACAUUCUUCUGGUAAACAAGGAAGGCAUGACUGGCGUCGUCAAGAUGAACGGGAUCGAAACCAGACUUACAUAUGAGGGAGUUCCCUUGAUACUUUGCAGUCCACAAAUACUGCUGCGUCUAUACUAUUUCAUCACGAUGGACAAGAAUUUCGAGGAUUACUAUGACAUUUUGGGGGUAGAUUCAAAAGCAACGAAUGCUACCAUUCGAAAAGCUUUUCAAAUUCUUAUAAAGAAGAAUCAUCCGGAUAAGAAUCCGCGUCAAACCGCAAGUGCUCUGGACUCUUGCAAGAGAAUUAUUAAAGCAUAUAAAGUAUUGUCGGAUCCCUUGCAGCGUAAGGAGUACGAUCGAAAUUAUCAAGACAGAAAGAAACGACAACAGUCGAACGGUAAUCAACAAGGAAGAGGCAACAAGGAGUCGCAUGGAAGCAAUAGCCAAAAAAAUGGUCAUUCUUCAGGUAAUCAGGAAAAGAAGAAAUACGAACACCGUCCCAAAAGCGAACACAAGAAGGAGAAUAAUCAUAAUGGACAUUCGUCAACCAAUCAGGAGAGAAGUCAUCAACAAAAUACUGGUCAACAAAGAAGACCCAAUAGCGAACAGAAAGAAAAGCCUAAGCCACAUUAUAAUCAUAAUGCACAUUCUUCUGGUAAUCAAGGAAGGCAUGACUGGCGUCGUCAAGAUGAACGGGAUCGAAACCAGAGUAACUUUAAAAAUCGAGACCAUGCAUAUUAUCAGGAGAGUUGGCAGGAGGAUUAUGAUUUACCCGGAAUUGCGUAA
Molecule: messenger RNA, 1185 nt
Organism: Drosophila sulfurigaster albostrigata
Lineage: Eukaryota; Metazoa; Arthropoda; Insecta; Diptera; Drosophilidae
Exons: 4
Coding region: 1-1185 (394 amino acids)
Source: RefSeq, a predicted model, not a curated record